UGCAGCUACCAUUCUGAGGGAAGACCCACUGCAACCUUUGCCAAAAAAUGGUCAAAACGGUCGGGAAAUCCACAUCCGAACGUUAAGCGCGGAUACAGGAUCGUCUCUCAUGGUCUGCUCGUGGUUGAUGACAGGUGGAUAGGUGAAGGAGGUGUUUGAGGUCACCUCAGAUCAAUGCUAUGGAGGCCAAGCAGGAGUCAUCACCUGUGUGGAGUCCAGCACCCAACAACGACAAUGGCAAUUCACCUCAAGUGCAUUUUGAGGCUGGUGCAGUGGCCCAGAUUGUGUACAGUGGGGAGCAGUCUGACCAGGGUCAGCAACAGGUCGUAUACACUGCAGACGGAGGCUCCUACACCUCUGUCGAGUCGGCCGAACACACGCUGGUGUACAUACACCCUGCUGACGGAACACAGGCAGUGUUUACAGAUCAGCCCCAGGUGGCCUACAUUCAGCAGGAUGGCACAACACAGCAGGUGACUGUGUUGCUGCCGAGUGGUCAGAACAUGAACACUGCCAAUCUUCAUGUUUUGAGUAAUGUAGCCGACGGCCCACAGGCCAUCCUGGAACCUGUGACACAGAGCCAGCUUGCUGUAACAAACACGCCUCUCCCCAAUACUGCGGAGGCCUCUUCCAGUCCCCUGGGGGCCACAGAUUCCACUGUGGAUUCGGAGGAUGAGGAAGAUGACAUUGACAGUGAUGACUCUGAAAUGGAUGAUUGGGAACCCAGGACGCCCCAGCCAUUCACUCCACAUAACCUCUGGUGUGAAGACUGCAGUAGCGCUAAUCCUGCAGCGUGCUUGAAACAUGGUCCUCUCCACCCCAUCUUCAACCGUCCUGUGACGACUAAGGCUCGAGCCAGUCUGCCUCUCGUCCUGUAUAUCGACCGUUUCCUGGGCGGAAUCUUUACAAAGAGGCACAUCCCCAAACGCACACAGUUCGGUCCUGUGGAGGGACCAGUGGUGCGACAGAGUGAACUGCAGGACACUCACAUACAUCUGAAACUGUACAUGCUAGACCCUGCGAAAGAGGGAGAGAGAAUGGAGGACCUCUGGUUUGACCUGUCCGAUGAGGAGCGUUGUAACUGGAUGAUGUUUGUCCGGCCAGCCCAGACCCACCUGGAGCAAAACCUAGUGGCUUAUCAAUAUGGCUCGGAAAUAUUUUACACCACUAUUAAGAACAUUCAGCCCAAACAGGAGCUGAAGGUGUGGUAUGCUGCAUCAUAUGCAGAGUUUGUCAACCAGAAGGUUCAUGAUGUCACAGAAGAGGAGAGGAAAGUUUUACGUGAGCAGGAGAAGAACUGGCCUUGUUAUGAGUGUAACAGACGGUUUAUGAGCUCAGAGCAGCUUCAGCAGCAUUUAGACAUGCAUGACGACAAGCUGGACCAUGUCCAAAGGCCAAAGGGGCGUGGUCGUGGGCGGGGCAGGAAGCGAUUUGGCACUGCGAGGAGGCCAGGGUGUCGUACAAAAUUCAUCUGCCCACAGACACCUGCUGAAAGUGCCGAUAAGACACAGGAGCUAUUGGCAUGUGUAAAUAAGCUCCCGUAUGAAGAAAGGACAGAUGGAGCUCUUAACAGGCUGAAGGUGGUGGAGAUGACAGCUGAUGCAGUGGAGGCAGAGACAAGAGAGGGGCUCGAUACCCAGGUGACCCACACUGACACGCUACAAGAUGAGUGGGAUUCUGGCACCCUACCUAUGGCCGCAGAGGGCUUGGAGUCUGUGAAAUACGACCUGUCUCAGACGGACCCUGUAGACCCUCACAUCACUCCUCAGGACAUGAGGCGGGCGAGGAGGAUUAGGAAUGCCGCUCUCCAACAUCUUUUCAUCCGUAAGUCCUUCCGACCCUUUAAAUGCCCCCAGUGUGGGAAAGCGUUCCGGGACAAAGACAAGCUGGAGCAGCACAUGCGGUAUCACGGACGGGAUGGCUGCCGUCACAUGUGCCAUCAGUGCGGUAAGAGGUUCCUUUCGAGCACCACACUGGAGGAUCAUCUGCUGCUGCACUCUGAUCAGCGCACAUACUCCUGCCUGUUCUGUGCCGAGUCCUACGACAGACUGGACCUGCUCAAAGUGCAUGUGGGCAUUCACCUGGUCAACGGCUGCUUCUCCUGCCCCUCCUGCAAGAAGUGCUUCACUGAUUUCAUGCAGGUAAAGAAACACGUGAGGAGUUUCCACUCAGAGAAAAUCUUCCAGUGUACAGAGUGCGAUAAAUCCUUCUGUAGGCCUGAUAAACUACGACUGCACAUGCUCCGCCACUCUGACCGCAAGGACUUCCUCUGCUCCACCUGCGGCAAACAGUUUAAGAGAAAGGAUAAAUUGCGGGAACACAUGCAGAGGAUGCACAAUCCAGACCGUGAGUCCAAGAAGGCGGAUCGGAACCACCGCACCAAGGCUUUGAAACAGAAGGAACCUACAACUGAUUUCGAGAGCUUCAUGUUUAAAUGUCGACUCUGUAUGAUGGGCUUCAGGAGACGAGGGAUGCUGGUAAAUCACCUGUCUAAACGGCAUCCUGAGAUGCGAUUGGAGGAGGUUCCUGAACUUACCCUGCCCAUCAUUAAACCCAACAGAGAUUAUUUCUGCCAGUACUGCGAUAAGGUGUAUAAAAGUGCCAGUAAGAGGAAGGCCCACAUUUUGAAAAACCACCCUGGGGCUGAGUUACCCCCCAGCAUCCGAAAACUGCGUCCGGCUGGGCCGGGAGAACCCGACCCCAUGCUGAGCACACACACCCAACUGACGGGUACCAUUGCCACUGCACCAGUGUGUUGCCCACACUGUGCCAAACAGUACAGCAGCAAGACAAAGAUGGUCCAGCACAUUCGUAAGAAGCAUCCAGAAUAUCAAUAUAACAGCAGCAGCAUUCAGGCUCCACUGGCUGCUACAGUCAUCAGCAGCACACCUGCUGUCAUCACAACAGAUGGCACUGCUGCAGAGGCUGUGGUGAUGACAGACUUGUUGACACAGGCCAUGACAGAGCUGUCCCAAACCCUGACGACAGACUACCGCACGGCACAGGGGGAUUUCCAGAGGAUUCAGUAUAUCCCUGUGUCUCAGGCAGGAGGAGGUCUGGCACAGCCACAACAUAUACAGCUGCAGGUGGUGCAGGUGGCCCCGGCAUCCUCACCUCACUCUCAACACUCUACAGUAGAUGUGAGUCAGUUACAUGAUCCUCACAGUUACAGUCAGCACUCUAUUCAGGUUCAACACAUACAGGUGACAGAAACUACAGGUGCAGAACAGACAAACGCACAGGUUACGGGUCAGCCUCUAAGUCCCUCCUCUCAGCAAGCUGCCCAGGAGCUUGACACGAACCAAUUCACCCCUGUGACCCUGGCUCAGGGCCAAACUCUACAGUCAUCCACCAAUCAGACACAAGGAAAUGCACAUCAUGCUUACCUACCUAGUAAUUGGAACUACAGGAGUUAUCCAUCUGAGAUCCAGAUGAUGGCUCUUCCUCAUACUCAGUAUGUAAUAGCUGAAGCGAGCACUGCUGCCAAUGCUGCAGUCAACAACAGUCAGGUCAAAACGACACACUAUGUCAUCUCAGAAGGACAGACAGAGCUGGAUGGAAAACAAGUGAAUGCCACUUCAACCUCAGCACAGGAUCAUCCUGACCCGCUAGAGCAGCCCGUCGUCAGUCAACAGACCACCACACAGUACAUCAUCACUACCACCACUAACGGGACCGGAGCCAGUGCAGUUCAUAUAACCAAACCCUGACCCCACAUAUGAAGAAACACUCACACUCUUACUGCAGAGGGACAGAUGAAAUUGUCACCCCUUCUGUUGGCAAGGAACUUUAAAUGGGGGCAAACAGAUUUCUGAUUUUGAUUUAUUUUCUUGAAUAAUACAGAGAUAAAAAAUGAAAUGUUAAAUAGUGAAGAAUAUGUUUUUUUUUAUUAUUUAAUAAAACACUGGAGUUGGUUAGCUGUGUUUCUAGACACCCAAAUACAUCCAAUCAUGAUUUCACAUAUCAGGAGCUAUCAAAAUUUUAACUUGUGCCAUCCCACUUGUUUUAUGCUUUUCAUUUUGGCCUAAUUUGGUUUGAUUCCUUUAAAUAUUUUUUAAGCAAAUGUGAGAGGUUUUUUUUAUUUAUUUUUUUACACCUAAUUAAGACUAAUGAGAGACCCUUAGAGCUUAAUUUUUUAUGUUUCCCCACAGAAAAAUUGGGUUGGCGCUGUGGAUCUUUAAAUUUGCUGGACUUUGUUUGAAUAUAUUUAUUUGGAAUACUUGCAAUUUAGUACACUAGAAAAGCCAGCAAAAACAGUUAAAUACCAGACUGGUAAAGAAAUGCCCAGGUCAUAUUCUACCCCAAAAUCAAAUGAAAGAAUUAAGAAAUUAUAUUUUGCAUAAACAAUAUGUUUUUAAGACCAUUAAGAUUUUUUUAUUAAUAAUGUGACAUUUGUUUUAAUGACAAUUAAGCACAUUUAAACAUCCCUCUCAUGCAAAAAAAAUGUAUUUAAAAAACUAUUUACAUUGUAAAAUAAAAUUAAGUAUUCAUCACGGUAAUGUACAUUUUUGCAUUACAAUAAUAAGUGACAAUGUUUUGCAUUACGGCGAUGAGAAUAUGGGGAGAAAAUGUGUGUAAUUUAAAUAAGGUCACUAUGCAACAACAACAAUCUUAAUGGUAAUUAAACAGGCUUCGUUUGAUAUAAUUUCUUAUUUCUUUAUUUUGAUUUGACCGGACCUGAACAUAAAAGUGCCUGAACCAGUGUUGUUGGCAACUUAUUUGAUCGAGGAUCAGACUUCCUCCUCAAAGUUUUAUUAUAGAUGGGGCAUUAAUGGUUAAAUCUUCUUAUAUCAAAGAUCAGAUCAUUUGUUCCCAUGUUAUCUUGCUUACCAUGAAGCUGAGAAAUGAAUACUAAGCCCAGAUCAACACUAUUACUUAUAAUUGUAUUUUAUGGUCCAUUGGAAGAGUUACCAGCCAGCCUGAAGUUUAUUUGAAGGUUGAAAAUAAACAAUAAAAUUGAGGGAAAUACUUUGUGUUACCUGCUCAAAGACUUCCAAUGCUUUUCACUCACAAAAAUCAAUCUACAAUAUUAAAACAAUGUCUCAAUUUGUCUUAAGUCUCAUAUUUCUGUGCUGGAAUGUGUUUAAAUGUUUGGACUUUUAAGAAAUGUCAUUUAACUUCUUGUGUUUAUGGACAUACUGGUAUUUAUUUGGGGGAGAAGCACUACUGAAUCUUUAUAACCUCAAGAAGGACAAAUAUAUCCAUCAUACAUUAUUUAUACUGAGACAAACUUGUACAAUGUAAAAAAAAAAGAAAAACUGUAAAUGUACUAUUCUGAUGAUUAUAUGUUUUGCUGUAAUUAUUGAUGGUUUAUGUACAGUAAUGCACCUCAGUGUCUCUAGAUAAGUGUCUCAU
Molecule: messenger RNA, 5355 nt
Organism: Xyrauchen texanus (razorback sucker)
Lineage: Eukaryota; Metazoa; Chordata; Actinopteri; Cypriniformes; Catostomidae
Product: PR domain zinc finger protein 10-like
Exons: 23
Coding region: 180-3710 (1176 amino acids)
Cellular component (GO): nucleus
Molecular function (GO): protein binding
Source: RefSeq, a predicted model, not a curated record